AUGGAUCCCAAACACCAGCACAUGGCGUUAAAUGAUGGUCACUUUAUUCCUGUACUGGGCUUUGGCACCUAUGCAGCUGAAGAGGUUCCUAAGAGUGAGGCUGGGGUGGCCACCAAAAUAGCUAUAGAUGCUGGGUUCCGCCAUAUCGAUGCUGCUUACGCGUAUCAAAAUGAAGAAGAAGUAGGUCAGGCCAUCCGCAGCAAGAUUGCUGAUGGUACUGUGAAGAGAGAAGACAUAUUCUUAACUUCCAAGCUUUGGUGUACUUUCCAUCGACCAGAGCUGGUCCAGUCAGGCUUGGAAUGGUCACUCAAAAAACUUCAAAUGGACUAUGUUGAUCUCUAUAUUAUUCAUUUCCCACUGUCUCUGAAGCCUGGUGAGGACUUAAUUCCAACAGAUGAGAAUGGAAAAGUGAUAUAUGACACAGUGGAUCUCUGUGCCAUUUGGGAGGCCAUGGAAAAGUGCAAGGAUGCGGGACUGGCCAAGUCCAUCGGGGUAUCCAACUUCAACCGCAGGCAGGUGGAGAUGAUUCUGAACAAGCCAGGACUCAAGUACAAGCCUGUGUGCAACCAGGUAGAAUGUCAUCCUUAUCUCAACCAGAGAAAAUUACUGGAUUUCUGCAAGUCCAAAGAAAUAGUUCUGGUCGCUUAUGGUGCUCUGGGGUCCAAUCGAAAUCCAAAAUGGGUGGAUCAGAAUUCCCCAAUUCUCCUGAAUGAUCCGAUGAUUUGUUCUAUGGCAAAAAAGUACCAGCGAACUCCAGCCCAGAUUGUCCUUUGCUACCAGCUGCAGCGUGGGGUUGUGGUCUUGGCCAAGAGCUUCAGUGAGAAGCGGAUCAAACAGAAUGCUCAGGUAUUUGAUUUUCAAUUGUCGUCGGAUGACAUGAACGUGUUAGAAGGCCUAAACAGAAAUCUCCGAUAUUUUUCAGCUGAAUUUCUUCUCGAGCAUCCAAAUUACCCAUUUGCUGAUGAAUAUUAACAUGGGAGACUUUUAUGACUUCUUCCUGAAGAGCUUGCAAAUGGAUCAUAACGUAGGAGACAUCUCAGAUACUGGUGACCACGCACCUCACUUCUGGUUGAUCUUUGCCAUCUAGCGGUUCUGAGCUAUAGCCGUAUCCACAGCGCAUAUAACCACCGUGACAGUAGAUUCUUAUCACUGUGAGAAAAAUGAAAGUGGUAAUUUGUUAAAGAUUCUUACUUGAUGCUGUUUGUAUUACAGACCUGCUUUGUUGCAUUCAGAAUGGUCAGUCCCUAACACUGAUUUGCAUAGAAGCUUGCAGAACUUUGGUGACAGACGACAGCAGCUGGUCCAUGAAUGCACCAGGAGAGGGGUGGGAACCAUGAGCUUGUAAGGCACUUUGUGACGAGUUUUCAGUCUUUGUUUUUCCAGUGCAUCCAGGAAGCUGAAGUCUCACAACACAGAGUUCAAAACGUGAGGCACUACUCCACGGAUACAGUCUAGGAUCUGUGUUCCAGCUGCUUAUGGGUCAGAACUGCACCCAUUUGAGUAUCGUGUAUCUUUGGAGGAGGAUUAGUCUCUGUUGAGGGGAUUUAAUCUGGAAGAGAAGUUAGAAGUCAGAUUUAACAGACUAAAAAGUGGAGGCUUAACCCAACUCUACCUUGGAAUUAGAGAAUGUUCUACAGUAAUAAUAACUUCAGAUAAAGGAUAACUUUCCACUUAUUUAUCUCAGUGACAAAGUUGAGUCUUAGGGAUUUUUACUUGGUAAUCAAGAGAAACACUAAAGUUCUUGGUGAUGUAGUGAAACAUAAAGACAACAAAGCAAUGUAAUGAUAAAAUAGAGCUAAAUGUUAGCACCCAUAUUUUCCAUUUUUUGAGGUUUUGAUUUUUGUCUCUUAAAAUUCUUAAACAUAAAAGUAGGCAGGCCCAACAAUGCAAAAUGCAUUGUAUCUCAAAAAACAAUGGCUAUCAAAUAGGCUUUUCGAAAGCAUUUCUUCAGCUGAGAAAAACCAUACAAAAUUGGCAAGCCAUGAUGCUCUCCAAGUGAUUCACCCAUGAAAGUGUAAAGCCUAUGGAUUUGGGACACUAUUUUGUCUUCAUCAAUCCCUUAAGGAGCACAGAUAAUCUCAAUAACUUAAAUUUCAUCAAUGGUAUGAUAAACCUCAAAUCUGGAGGUUAAAUAAUUUAAUUAAUUUUUUUUUCUGUUUACCUUCCAAGCCUGGUUAACAAUUUCACUGUUUGAAAGUGACAACGGUUUUAGUGACUGAAGCAUUUAAUUUUUUUUUUAGUCAUGUGCAUUUCCCCCCUGAUUUGGAACUAACAACUCCAGAGAAAAAGAUCCCCUUUUGUCUUGUGAAUCUUUUUAUUUCUGAGGUAUCCAUAUAGUGUAGUCUCUCAUUCAUGGUGGAUAUGUUCCAAGACAGUCAGUGCAUCCUGGCUAAAUACAGAUACAUGCUUUCUAUCCAGGUAUACAACUUUACUAUGUGCAGAUAGGAGCUACAUGGAACUAUGUUUCUUUUACCAAUGUACAAAAAGAAAACUUCUAAAAGAGGGAGGGAGAGAGAGAGAUAGAGAAAGAUAGCUACAGCAGGAGAGUAAUAAGAAUGCCUAAUAAUAAUGAUGUAGGAAAUAUAAACACAUGCUGUGCAAAGAAUUAUUUGAAAAUAUAUCAUUCUCUCAAAGUAUCUAAGAAUACCAAAACACUUUAAAUUACGGUUGUAAACUUGGAUACUUAAAUGAUAAAAUAGUUUCUGUGUUUUGAUUCUACAUAUGUCACAUGGGUAUAUGUCAGUAAAUGUACCAAUAAGGAUAAGUCAUCAACAUACACAUAUUAGGUUAUAUUACAAUCAUAAUCAUAUAAUCACAUUAAAAUAAAAUGCAAAAAAAUCACGCCUUGUGUAUAGUAAAUUUAAAGUGUGGAAUGUGUUUUUUGUCUUUACUGUUCUAGCUACUGUCUUGCUUCAGUUGAACGAUUUGUUUUUCUCCUCUCUUUGUUCCAAAGCAGAGUCAAUAAGGUGGAGUUCAGCCAUUUAUUGCUGGAUUUUAGCCUCAUACUCAUUUUCUUAGGACUUGAGAGGACUGACACAUAGCUGACUUCAAAGUCCUUUUAUGCCACAUAGUUUAGAAAGGAAUAACAGCAAUUCUUUUUUAAAAUAUCUUCCCCACCCAAUCCCACA
Messenger RNA from Ochotona curzoniae (black-lipped pika), 3128 nucleotides. RefSeq names its product prostaglandin-E(2) 9-reductase-like. The record is from RefSeq and is a predicted model, not a curated record. NCBI's taxonomy places the organism in Eukaryota, Metazoa, Chordata, Mammalia, Lagomorpha, Ochotonidae. Gene Ontology annotation, cellular component: cytosol. The transcript has 9 exons. Gene Ontology annotation, molecular function: aldose reductase (NADPH) activity; steroid dehydrogenase activity; ketosteroid monooxygenase activity. Gene Ontology annotation, biological process: steroid metabolic process. Bases 1 to 972 code for a protein of 323 amino acids.